GAGGACUUUACAGAUGUCUUUGAGUCACUGGAAGAUAAAGAGGACGCCGUUGCAGGAAGAGGCGGGAAGACAGGACGAACGGAAACACGAUAAAUAAGCGGCCAGCGCAAACUUUGUCGAUGCGUGCAAGCGACGUUCUACUUCAACCGCAUUCGAGUCCCGGCUUCUGUGGACGAGUGUUUGGGAUCAAAGCCAGAAGAAAACCCGGUUGGAAGGAGCGCCCAACGAUCGGCUGAACCAACUCGAGAGCCGCUGCUUCCAUUACCUUGAGCCGUCUGCCUUUACCGUCCCCACCGCCGUGAACCAGCAAGAUGACAGGGCUGGCAAUGAUCGCGGCUGCGAUGACUGCAGCGGUGCUCAGCUCCGUCCACUGCGCAAGCAUCACAGAGGGCCCGGAGUUUGCCGGCGGCGAGCAAGACGCAGAGCUCGAGACGCGGCUUUCCGCCUCGAGCGGCGUCCUGAACAUCGGGGAGAGAAACUGGCAGGACGAGAAUGGCUGGGGGAGAAGCACGCACAAGUCGUAUGACCGCGCCGUCGAGAUCACCACGCACACGUUCAAGCAAGUCGGCUCGCUCUCCGGAUGGAUCAUCGCUGUCGCCGUCAUCGUUCCCCUUGCUGUGCUGAUCGGAAUCGUCGUGCUCUGCGUGUGCGUCUGCAGAGUCUGCGCGGGGCAAAAGGGAGGCACCCCGCACGUUUAUCAGGCAGGACCACCGCCUUACCCAGUUAGCCCCGGAACGGAAGCGGGACAAAAGCUUUGAGCCCUUGCACGGAUCUUCGCCCGUGGAAGCCACAAGCCUCCGCUUGGGAAGACUUCUCAAAUAUUUGGAAACGCUGCUCACAGCCUGUUGAUUUCUUGCUGAGUGCAGGGCCGGUAUGAUGUACCGAUUCCUUUCACGCGAUUCUAUUCCUUUGCUACAGUACGCCACUCACGCGCGGGUGAUCGCGGGAAUAAUGUACGUGCGCCGUACACGGCCUCAGAGAUUGCGAUCUCGCGCAUAGCGCGCGCGCUAUCUCGGAGGCGACGAUGCGGUGCGCCACCAAGACCGCUGGUGAAACGCGGAAAGGAACGGCGUAGGAAUGGAAUCGCUACAUUACCCCGGCCCAGGAUUCGUAUAGGGGUUAUUCGCUGACGUCAUGGCAUACCGAACAAAGCUAUGCAGAAACAAAGUUCCGCCAUCUUGCCUGCUUUCUUUGUUUUGCUGAAAAGACGAUAUCAUCCUCGCCUGUCUGCUUGAAGGAGCAAGAACGGCGGAAUUAUACAAUAAGGUAGAAUUCGGCUUUGCCCGCAGUGGCGCUUCCGCCUGAUGCAGCAUUUGAUGUUUGCAGGGUUUGGGAUCGAAUGAGCAACUAAUCGAGCUCCCUUGUCUUUCUGUCACCCGAGUUGAAAGGAGAAAAAAUGAGUAUAUAAUCGUAUGAAAUAAACUCUGAACGUGCUGUUUUUUGACGCACCGACAUAUCGGUUAAGUGCACAGCGGGCGUUUCGAAUAAAGGUUGUUUAGAUAAGGCUGCUGAAGGCUUAUGCAAUGAAACAGCCGCGUGUUUCCAUGCGCAGACAACGUGUGUUCGGAUGGAUAGAUGUUAUGAGCGUCCCCUUUGGAACGGGGCGGUGGGUUGCGCCACCAAGCUCUUGCUACUAUACUGCCUAAUAUUAUACCUAGGUUAAACAAUGAAAAAAGAAAAAAAACACUAUGAACUACCACGCCCAAAUUUUCUGAUCCCCUAUUGCGAGCUGUGCUUUUGUACGUCUCCGUCUUUUGUCGUUUCCCUACUUUUCUUGCACCAAUGCUCCAGUCGCCUCUUACUAAUGUCUAUUGCGGACAUGUUUGCUUUACCACUGCUCCCUCUGAACCCAAGGGCUUCAAGGAGGCCAGUGGUGCCUAAAUCGACCGCUGGGUAGGCCGCUGGUAUAACGAAGCCGUGCGCGCCCUAUCGGAGUCGUGGUGAUAGUUGAACUUGAAGUACGUCGUGUCUAUCGCGUACUCUGUGUAAUAAGGACGCGUAUGGGUUAUUGCCGUGGCUUGUGGAUCUAUUGUUCAUGGUUUUUGUAUCAGCCGCAUACCAUCGUUGCACGUAGGAAGGACUGCGACACGCAUGCUUGUAAGCAGGCAGAUUUACGCUGGCUGCUAAUUAUAUUCUCGUUCGCAUGUUCAUCACCGCAUUUCUUCCUCUCUCUCUCUCUUUUGACUUUCAGAUGUUCGAGUGUUUAUGAAGGCCAAAAAUAUUUGUUGAUUGAAGGCGAGAGGAGGAGUGAGCAGAUUGAUUAACCGUAAUAACGCUAAGCUUCCUACCCCAUAAUGUGGGAUUGGGGCGAUGCAUCCUAAAGACAAGCCAGAACAAAACUAACGCUCCUCACACAAGACAUACCGCCGAACAAAGGGAGCAGACGUUCCAGUGCGAUGCCAAGGUCUUUCCCUUUACAAACUACUUGCACAAACUGCAGUGGACACGAUCUUCCCCGCGUAAUACGAGGAGUGUUUGCCAUGGCAUAUCAUGUUUUUUGUGCGCUUGCACGCACUUUGCCGCCACGAUAGAUAUUUUCGAAUCUCAAACCUUAAUCGGCGGCUCCAUUAGAAAGUAUCAUGUCCUUGUAUACCGCGUCGCACUAUUGUAAUGCUUUGCGCUCAACGAAAGUACUCUUAGCCUUUUUUUGAGACUGGCCUCAACCAGACAUGCUUGGCUACUUGUUACUGCGUAUUCUGUGUACUCUGCCAAAAGGGAAGGGAAGCGCAGUCGAGGAAGGCUGAAAAUUAGGUGGGUUGGUGAAAUGAGGAAAUUUGCAGGCGCAAGUUGGAAUCAGCUAGCGCAAAAGAAGACAAAUUGGAGAUCACCGGUAGAGGCCUUCGUCCUGCAGUGGAGAAAAUAGACUGAUGAUGAUGAUGAUGAUGAUGAUGAUGAUGAUGAUGAUUGAGUGCAUGUGUAAGUGCGUACAAUAGAUGUGUCAUUUUAUAUGUCACCCUCUUCAUGUGCAGUAUAGCACGCUAGGCGUAUGGUCAGGCAAGCAUUCCAGCAUUCAUUAAAGAAUGUCUCACUCAUCUCUUGUUUUUGUGUUUCUCAAGAGCUACAGCGCUCAUUCUUGGCCUUUCCCCGAAGGACAAGGUCUGGCAGGAUGAGGCUCGGUCUGGCCGCUCGGGGGACGUGUAAACUGUGUCGCUGAAAUGGAGAGGGAGGGGGGAGGUGACGCAAAUUGCCUCCUCUGUAGCCAUCAUGUCCGAAUACAGGAUGCAGCAUCCCGUUAACUUUUGCGGAAGCUUACAAAAACAUGGCUGAGCUCUCUGUCUUUCCGUCUAUUCCUGAUUCCUCCUCACAA
Molecule: messenger RNA, 3307 nt
Organism: Dermacentor albipictus
Lineage: Eukaryota; Metazoa; Arthropoda; Arachnida; Ixodida; Ixodidae
Source: RefSeq, a predicted model, not a curated record